This is a messenger RNA of Manihot esculenta (cassava), 477 nucleotides long. RefSeq names its product salt stress-induced hydrophobic peptide ESI3-like. Gene Ontology annotation, cellular component: membrane. The transcript is spliced from 2 exons. Bases 207 to 371 code for a protein of 54 amino acids. The record is from RefSeq and is a predicted model, not a curated record. Lineage: Eukaryota; Viridiplantae; Streptophyta; Magnoliopsida; Malpighiales; Euphorbiaceae.
GGUGUUAAAGAGUUUCACACACGUGUCAUCCUAAAUCUCUGCAACUCUGCCACCUAUUCCAUCUGAGCUGGCUCUUCUCCUCUACUCUCUUUUAAUAGCAGAAGCAACAAACCAAAUUUAGCAGAAUCAACCAAAAAAAAGAAGUGUCUCCAAAUUUAGCCAGCAGAAUCACAGCCACAAUCAUCAUCAUCAACAAGAAUAAGAAGAUGGGUUCAGAGACUUUUCUAGAAGUGAUAUUGGCCAUUCUCCUGCCUCCUGUUGGUGUCUUCCUUCGUUAUGGCUGUGGAGUGGAGUUUUGGAUAGAUUUGCUGCUGACAAUAUUGGGAUAUAUUCCUGGGAUUAUAUACGCCAUUUAUGUAUUGGUUGGAUAGUUAGAAGGUUUGAAUUUCUUUUUUUUUUCAUUUUUUUGUUGGUUAUGCAGUAGAUGAUGAACAUAUGAAUGCUUGUUUGAAAUGAAUAUCUCUGUUCAGUCUGGUU